This is a messenger RNA of Meleagris gallopavo (turkey), 2524 nucleotides long. Lineage: Eukaryota; Metazoa; Chordata; Aves; Galliformes; Phasianidae. The record is from RefSeq and is a predicted model, not a curated record.
AAAACAUUCAGAGGGCAAACAUUUUCGUCAGUUAAAAGCAAAUCACUUUGGUUGCUCUGAAACAGUUGCAGUGUCUUUAAAUCGUUUUAUAUAUUUUUAACAUUAUAGGUAAAGAUGUCUGUUCAAAGGCCUUGUAUCUUCCUUUUGUAAUGAUAGGGAGUAAAUACUAUUUAUUUGGCAUACAUAUUUAAAAGAUGUGUCUAGUAUUAAAUAACUUGGUUCAAUCUUAGUUUGUAUUCUCAUGCAAAUCACAAACUUGACUAAUUUUUUUAUUUUUUUUUCCUGAAACUGAAAUAGAUUUUAUUUGAAAUUUGCAAUUCCAACUGAAUCUGGAACCUUAAUAACAUUACAGACCAUGAGGUAUGAUAUUUUGCUGUACUGAGUAGCUGAGUGUUAAAGCUCUCCCCACAGGAGAGAACAAAAUUGAAUAGAUUCCGUGCAGCAUAUGAAUCCACUAUAUGCUUGGAUUUACAAAUUAAGUACCUUAAAAUGUAGCUUUGUAAAUGUACUAAUUGCUAGCCUUCCUCUGAUGGUGGAAGAUGAUGGUAAGUUUGUCCUUGCAACCCCAUCAAAUUAAGAAGUUUUUAUUAAUUACAUUUUUGUUGUUGUUUCUUGUAGGCGUUGUGGUAAAUGGCCUGAUUAACAUCAGUAUCACAACAAUUGAGAAGCGCUAUGAGUUGAACAGCUCCCUUACUGGCUUGAUAUCUGCAAGCUAUGACAUUGCUUUUUGUGUACUGUCACUGUUUGUAUCUUUCUUUGGAGAAAGAGGGCACAAACCACGAUGGCUGGCUUUCUCAGCGUUUAUGCUAGGAUUGGGCUCACUUGUAUUUUCCUUACCGCACUUCAGCAGUGGAAAAUAUCACUAUGGAGCUAAACUUGAAGAUACAUGUCAGAUUUCAGGAACAAGCUCUGCUAAUUUCACUUGCAGUGCCAGCACAAAGUCUUCACUUUCCAAUUAUCUCUAUGUCUUUAUACUGGGACAGCUGCUGCUGGGAGUCGGAGGAACUCCUCUAUAUACUCUGGGGACAGCUUUUAUUGAUGAUAGUGUUCCAAAGCACAAAUCUUCCCUUUACAUAGGAAUUGGCUAUGCCAUGUCACUGCUUGGGCCUGCUAUUGGCUAUGUUUUAGGAGGACAGCUACUUAAUAUUUAUAUUGAUAUCAAGAUCCCAGAAAGUACACAGAUGGACCAAGAUGACCCACGCUGGCUUGGAGCAUGGUGGAUAGGAUUCCUUGUAUGCUUUUUUGCAAUUUGGUUUCUGAUAAUACCAUUUUCAUGCUUUCCGAAAUACUUGCCGGGAACAGCAAAAAUACAAGCAGAAAAAAUCUCAGAAACCCAUAAUGAUGGAAGUGAGGCACUUGUUGAAACAAAGAAUAUUGGAAAAAAUUUUAAAGACUUUCCUAUUGCUCUCCUGAUUUUGUUGAAGAAUCCUGUGCUUAUGAGUCUAAUACUAGCCAGCACCUCAGAAGCUUUAGUUGCCACUGGCUUUGCCACAUUCUUACCAAAGUUUAUAGAAAAUCAGUUUGGACUGACAUCAAGUUUUUCAGCAACUCUUGCAGGGCUUGUAUUAGUUCCGGCAGCAGCACUAGGCCAAGUCAUAAGUGGCAUCUUGGUAUCCAAGUACAAAAUGGAUUGCAAAAACAUAAUCAAGUUCAUGAUAGGCACUUGUUCAGUUGCCUUUCUGUUAAACACAGUCUUUUUAGUUGCUAAAUGUGGGAAUGAACCUUUUGCUGGUGUUUCUGAAACGUAUAAUGGAUACUACCCUGUUUGUGGCAGAGAUGAAGUCCAGUACUUUUCUCCGUGUUUUGCAGGAUGUGCAUCGUCUAAUCUUAGUAACAAGAAAAAGACUUACUACAACUGUUCCUGUAUUGGAAAGCAGAAGAGAGAAAACAUUUCGGAAGACUUUCUCUUUGAAGCUAUAUCUGGGAAAUGUCCAACACAGUGCAAACAUUUACCUUUAUUUCUGAUCUACUUCUUUUUUGCUGUUGUUUUUACAUUUAUGGCUGUUACUCCAUCUACUGUGGCCGUUCUCAGAUGUGUGCCAGAUAAGCAACGCUCAUUUGCUCUUGGAGUGCAGUCAGUGUUUCUACGACUAUUAGGUACUAUUCCUGGACCAAUUUUGUUCGGCUUCGCAAUUGAUAACAGUUGUUCUCUGUGGGAUGUCAAUGAAUGUAAAACUAAAGGAGCCUGCUGGGUUUAUGACAAUGAAAAAAUGGCAUAUCUUUUGAUGAGCAUGAGUGCUGCUUGCAAAAUCAUCACGAUCAUCUUUGUGGUCAUGGCAUUGUUUUUGUAUAAGCCUCCGCAAUCGAGACCAGUUCUGCCACAAAAGGAUUCAGAAAUGGUAUCUGCUAUACAUGCAUAAAUUGUGAGCAAAUCAGUGACUUUCAAAACAAAUUAAGAGUAAGCUCCACUGUGUACAUUUGAAAAAAGGCCCUUAAAUUUCUAGUCUCAUAACUUGAAUGAAAUGUGGUAGAAUAUUCCAAUCUCUGUUAUCCCCCAGGCCCUCACUUUGCCUCCCUUCCUUCC